AUGAGACGUCCUUCCCCCGGGUUACUCGCGCGCCACUCAUGGAUCUGCACUGGGUGUAGAGUCAGAGCUAGAGCCAGCUACUCCUCCGCCACGAAUCUCGGCAAAUCCAAGAACCUCCCCCAGACGCCCGCCAGGACUCGUUUUGCGCCGUCCCCUACUGGAUAUCUUCAUCUGGGUUCUUUGAGGACUGCAUUGUUCAACUAUCUCCUUGCGAAACGGACCGGAGGACAGUUUUUGUUGCGGAUUGAGGAUACAGAUCAGAAACGGACGAUCCCUGAUGCGGAACAGCGUUUAUAUGAUGAUUUACAGUGGGCUGGGCUGAAUUGGGACGAAGGUCCGACGAUUGGAGGUCCUUACGGUCCAUACAAACAGUCUGAACGAACCUCCACCUAUCGCACCCACGCCCACGACCUAGUCUCCAACGGCCAUGCCUACCGCUGCUUCUGCUCUUCAGAACGCCUCGAUUCUCUUGCCAGACACCGCAACGCGGCCGGUCUAUCUGUAGGGUACGAUAGACAAUGCGCCAACAUCUCCGCAGCUGAAUCUGAGGAGCGAGCAUCCAAAGACGAGACACAUGUGGUUCGAUUGCGGGCAAACAACUACCCCAUGUUCAACGACUUAGUCUACGGCAAGACAGGACAGAACCGCCCGAAAAGCAAACUAGAUAUGAUUGAGCGUGUGUGGGAUGAUCCGAUCUUGGUCAAGUCCGACGGACACCCGACGUACCAUCUUGCGAAUGUGGUGGAUGACCAUCUUAUGGACAUUACCCAUGUGAUCCGUGGCACGGAAUGGAUGCCCUCUACGCCUAUGCACGUCGCCUUGUAUAAUGCCUUCAACUGGACGCCUCCGAGCUUCGGACAUGUCCCCCUCCUCGUCGACAAGGAGGGACAGAAACUCAGUAAGCGGAAUGCUGAUAUCGACCUGUCAUCGUUCAAGGACAAGCAGGGUCUCUUCCCAGAGACAUUGGUGAACUUCGCUGCGCUCCUGGGUUGGUCUCAUACCCAGAAGUCGGAUGUCUUCAACCUUGAGGAAUUGGAACAAAUCUUCAAUUUAAAAAUCACCCGCGGCAACACCACCGUCGCUUUCGAAAAGCUCUGGUUCCUCCAAAAAGCGCACGCCCAACGAGCCGCCGCAACCAACAGCCCUACUUUCCAGGACAUGAUAACCCGCCUCUCCAACCUCGUUCAAGAAAAUAUACCCACCAAACAACUGAAGCCAAUUCUCCAAUCCCGCACCGUCUCCGACUACAUAACGCCAAUCCUACAUGCCGACGUAAAAUCUUACACCACGGCCUCUGAGUUCCUACAACGCAACGCAACUUUCUUCACAACAACUCUCACCAGACAACCCUACAUCCCAACAUCCGCCAACGGAAAAGAACCAAUCCCAAUGAACGCUCUGCACACCGCUGCUGCAGCGUUAUCACUUGUCCCAGACGCUCAUUGGACAGUUGAUACACACCGCGCUAAUAUCUCGUCGUAUGAUGGUUGUAAUGCUGCUCCCCCAUCCCUCGCAGAAUCAGAAUCAAGCAAGGAGGAAGCAGAAGACUCCAAGAAGGCGAGACUCGCAGCUGAUAAGCGCUUCAAGAAGGAAUUAUAUCAUUACCUCCGGUGGGCGCUGUCUGGCGGUGCCCCUGGACCGGGGAUUCCGGAGACGAUGGCGAUCUUGGGUCGUCAGGAAUCCGUCAGGAGAUUGAAUGAGGGGAAAAUGUUGACUACGGAGCCAGACGAGGGAGAGAAGGUUAAGAAAGAUGAUGGUCCUGAGAAGGAUCAGAAUAAGGCGUGGAUGGGGUCGCUUGCGCCGAGGUAGGCUCGUGUACUACUCCAUAGGUGUAUGUUUGUACAAUAGAAUAAAUAGAUCAUUGACAUGUCUACAAUCCAAGGCUUAAUUGAGACUAUUUGAUGCAGUGUAUGAGAGCAAACAAAGAAGAAUUCGAUAAAGUAAAGUACGCUGCGCUGAUAUCUAAACAAAUACGAAACAUAACAUGCCGUCCCAUUCAUACAAGGGCAAAUACUCAAACCAAUUAACCAGAAGAGCACCGUAAAGAAGAUGGAAAAAGUAAACUGAACUGUCAAAAGGCCAACCCAAACAUACAUAAGAAUAAUACAAGAAACCAGGAAAGUCCCUCUAUUAUCUGUCAGUCCCAUGCUGUUGCAAUAUAACGGCUGAGAAACAGGUAGUUCGCACACGCAGUAUUGUAUGGAGCGCGCGAUUCUGUACAAUUAGCUGAGGGACAGCAUAUGAUCGCCAAUGAGAAUUUUUUUUUUUGCCCAAGAAGAUAUAAAGAAAAGAAGCGCUUGCUUG
This is a messenger RNA of Aspergillus ruber CBS 135680, 2304 nucleotides long. Its product is annotated as glutamate--tRNA ligase MSE1. Gene Ontology annotation, molecular function: ATP binding; glutamate-tRNA ligase activity; tRNA binding. The coding region runs from base 1 to 1809 and encodes 602 amino acids. Gene Ontology annotation, biological process: glutamyl-tRNA aminoacylation. Lineage: Eukaryota; Fungi; Ascomycota; Eurotiomycetes; Eurotiales; Aspergillaceae. The transcript is spliced from 6 exons. The record is from RefSeq and is a predicted model, not a curated record.